Amorphotheca resinae ATCC 22711 is the source of this 945-nucleotide messenger RNA. RefSeq lists its product as hypothetical. The record is from RefSeq and is a predicted model, not a curated record. Lineage: Eukaryota; Fungi; Ascomycota; Leotiomycetes; Helotiales; Amorphothecaceae. Gene Ontology annotation, molecular function: structural constituent of ribosome; large ribosomal subunit rRNA binding. The coding region runs from base 1 to 945 and encodes 314 amino acids. Gene Ontology annotation, cellular component: cytosolic large ribosomal subunit. The transcript is spliced from 2 exons. Gene Ontology annotation, biological process: cytoplasmic translation; ribosome biogenesis; ribosomal large subunit assembly.
AUGGGGGGCAGAUCAGACAACAAGGCCGGCUACUUCGACAAGCUCAAGGGCCUCCUCGAAGAGUACAAGUCGAUCUUCAUCGUCGGUGUUGACAAUGUCAGCUCCCAGCAGAUGCACGAGAUCCGACAUGCUCUCCGAGGCCAAGGUGUCGUCCUGAUGGGCAAGAACACUAUGGUUCGUCGUGCCAUCAAGGGCUUCAUCGCCGAGUCCCCAGAGUAUGAGCGUCUCCUUCCUUUCGUCAAGGGAAAUGUCGGUUUCGUUUUCACCAACGGCGACCUUAAAGAAGUCCGUGACAAGAUUCUUGCCAACAAGGUCGCUGCGCCCGCUCGUGCUGGUGCCAUUGCUCCGGCCGAUGUCUACGUCCCCGCUGGUAACACUGGUAUGGAACCCGGAAAGACCUCUUUCUUCCAGGCUCUCGGUGUCCCAACCAAGAUUGCCCGUGGUACCAUUGAAAUUACCACCGAUCUCAAGCUCGUCGAUGCUGGUUCCAAGGUCGGAGCUUCCGAGGCUACCCUGCUCAACAUGCUGAACAUCUCUCCCUUCACCUACGGUAUGGGUAUCACCCAGGUGUACGACAAUGGCAACACUUUCCACCCUAGCGUCCUUGACAUUGAGGAGUCUCAACUUCUCAAGGCUUUCUCGAGCGCUAUCUCCACCAUUGCUGCCAUCUCCUUGGCUGCCAACUUCCCAACCCUUCCUUCAGUCAUGCACUCCAUCGUCAACAGCUACAAGAAGGUCUUGGCCGUCGCUGUCGAGACUGAGUACAGCUGGCCUGAGAUUGAGGAGUUGAAGGACCGCAUUGCCAACCCUGACGCAUACGCAGGUGCUGCAGUUGCGGCCGUCUCUACCGAGGCUGCCCCCGCCGCUGCCGCUGCCGAGGAGGAGAAGAAGGAGGAAGAAGCUGAGGAGUCCGGAGAUGAAGGAUUCGGAGGAUUGUUCGACUAA